Corythoichthys intestinalis (scribbled pipefish) is the source of this 3373-nucleotide messenger RNA. RefSeq names its product solute carrier family 25 member 14 (gene slc25a14). The record is from RefSeq and is a predicted model, not a curated record. NCBI's taxonomy places the organism in Eukaryota, Metazoa, Chordata, Actinopteri, Syngnathiformes, Syngnathidae. Gene Ontology annotation, biological process: transmembrane transport. The transcript has 9 exons. Gene Ontology annotation, molecular function: transmembrane transporter activity. The coding region runs from base 248 to 1108 and encodes 286 amino acids.
CUUGACAUUAGCUUACAUGGAGCUAAGCAGAACGCGACGACAAACAAGUUUGUCAUUCUUCGCUUCGUCGGAGUUAACCCUACAUAAGUGUUGAAUCAUGGAAAAGCUAGCGGACUAGCAGUUGCUGCAUUUUAUUGACACUGCUCAGCGCUGCUGCGUAGACCUGUGUCUGGGGGCUUUGCUGUUGUUCCUAGCCGGACUUCAGCAGGCAGAGGCGGCCGCAGCCGGCGCUGCCGCAGCAGGAGAGAUGACCAACCUGAACUGGAAGCCGUUCAUCUACGGCGGGAUGGCCUCGAUUGUCGCAGAAUUCGGCACAUUCCCCAUCGAUCUGACAAAGACGCGACUCCAGGUGCAGGGUCAGUCCCAGUACACGGAAGUGCGCUACAGGGGAAUGUUCCACGCCCUGUUCAGGAUCGGCAAAGAGGAGGGCAUCCGGGCACUCUACUCGGGGAUCUCACCUGCGCUCUUGAGACAAGCAUCUUACGGGACCAUCAAGAUUGGAACUUAUAACUCCCUGAAGAGGCUUUUUGUCAGUCGCCCGGAAGAUGAGACCAUGGUCAUCAACGUUUUCUGUGGCGUCGUUUCUGGCGUACUGUCAUCCUCUUUGGCAAAUCCCACAGAUGUCCUUAAGAUCCGAAUGCAGGCACAGGGCAGUCUGCUUCAAGGCAGCAUGAUGUCCAACUUCAUCAACAUCUACCAGACAGAGGGGACCAAAGGCCUGUGGAGAGGUGUCAUCCCCACGGCGCAGCGAGCUGCCAUUGUCGUCGGCGUGGAACUUCCCGUCUACGAUAUCACAAAGAAGCACCUCCUCCGAUCCGGUGUUAUGGGUGACACCAUUUUGACGCAUUUCAUUUCAAGUUUCACAUGCGGCCUGGCAGGAGCACUGGCAUCCAACCCAGUGGAUGUGGUGCGUACGCGCAUGAUGAACCAGCGGGUGAUUUCAGGGUCACCCAUGUACAAAGGCACGUUGGAUGGCUUGAUGCAGACGUGGAGGAACGAAGGUUUCUUCGCGCUCUAUAAAGGGUUCUGGCCCAACUGGCUGCGGCUGGGGCCUUGGAACAUUAUUUUCUUCAUCACCUUUGAGCAGCUAAAGAAGCUCCCGUUGUAAGCGUGGAAACACGCAGCGGGACAGCACUGAUCUAUUGGACUGUGUGAGUUGGACACGCAGCGUUUUGCAGAGAUGCAGAAGAGGCGGCAGCAGCACUGGCAGAGUUGCGGUCCCAGUAUACUGUACAUUCACACUCCUUGACCAGCAACUCAACCAAAACAUCAGCCAACCUCCACACACACACUCAUCCAUCACCUCAUGUAUUUUCUUUUCUCGAGUUUUGCUAUUUAUUUGUGGGUGACCGAUUCUGUUUCAACAGUCGUGAACACUGAGACCAGGCAGCUACUUUUUGCAAGCGGUUUGGCAAGAGCGGGACUUAGAACCCUGUUCCUCUCUCGCACCAAGUGUGCUUAAACCUCAGCUUUUCUUCAAAUAUGUAGUUACAAGCUUUGCAAGGCUUGAAAUGUUUCAUGAGUGAAACGGUCCGUCUGUUACAACAGACUUUAUAGUAAGGUGCCAUAGUUUUAUUUCUGUUUGUGGCUCGUGACUCUUGAGGCGGAAAAAUCCCAACACGAGUAUCAAUCUGAGACAAAGCCUUUGCUGCGGAGCUGGUGGAAGCACAGCAGCUAAAAGAAGUGUGCUCCAACUGCAAGGCGGAAGUACAGAAGAACAUCUGAGCUACCGGAGUUUGAAUUUUUUUCUGCAUCGAAAUUCUAGCACUGAAUUUUUACACAUAUUAAAAAGUAGUGAGCCGCAAAUAUUGCUGCUGAAUUUUGAUGCUGGUAAAAAUUAUUGUUAGAAUGUUGAUGCUGAGAAAAAAAAAAUUCUAACUCUGGCGGCACUCAUUCGGGUCAUUGCUACGUGCCAAAAUUUGUUGCUAACGAGGUUUUGACUAAAUACACAAACCUUAAAUCUGUGACUCUUUCAGUCUUUUUACACUUUCAGUUGACAACAUUUGGAUUUUAGUAGCCUGAUUUUACUGUCGCUUUUCUCCUGCUUGGAAGACAUCUUGCAGUGUGUUACAACCUUCUCAUGACAUUAUGCGAUACUCUCGGCACAGUAGGUCGCAACAGAGAGGAGAAAUGAAGUGACGGUAAAACAGGCCAAGAAUUCUGAUUUCAUACGACAGACAUGCAAAGAGACUGGAAGAGUCUCACACAGGAGCAGAAGUGGGAGUCCUUGGAUCGCUUGGUUGAUUUUUUUUUUUUUGCUCAAUCACGUUAUGUCUUAGAGGGUAUCUCCUGCAUAAUUAAUGUACGCAAUUUAUCAAGCUACAUAGUUUUUGCUUGAACAAACCAAAUCAUGUGGAAUUUUACAGUUCUUAAUGGCAAUACUUGGUAAAACUCUGACGGCACAGUCAAGAUCAUUUGUUUUACUGAUGUAAGUUUUUGUCGGUGUAGUUUUUCAACUUAUGCGAAUCUGCGAUACAGUAUGUUGUGAAAACAGGUCCUUAGCUCCAAUUUAACUUUUUGUUAGGGUUCACUGAAAAGCUUUCGAAACAAAAUGAGCCAUGUUAUAUAUUUUGGGGGAAAUUGUCGUUUGGAGUUUUGGCUUGAAUUUCUUUUCAAUGGACAGUUCACAAACAAAUGGUCGCCACAAGGAUGUUAGGAUGCAUCUAUUGUCAUAUUUUGAUACCUUAAGCCUCAUGUAGUGAGUGUGUUGAUCACAGAAUGCGGCUUCUGAUUACAUUGUUGUUGUUUGGCAUGUAUUUUCACGAGUGGGUUGAUUUUUUUUUUUUUGAGUAUUUAUUUUUGUGGUUUAACACUUCUGAAUGAUGCUGCUUUUGUCAGUGCUCGGCUUAUAUAGUAUUUCACUCUGUUACGCUCCCGUCUUUGUUCGCCAGUUGUCACUUCCAGUUGUUCAUUCCCCAAAAAAGUCAUCUUAUUACAAAAAAAAAAAAAUACAAUUUUGGGACUUUAAAGUGUUUGGGGAGUUUUUGAUUGUAGCUUUUAAAAGCACCUUUUGCCUUUAUGUUGUGUUGAAUAAAAGAGUUGAAAUAUACUAUACCUAUAGGUCAUUAAAAUGUUUUUAUAAAGGCCACACUAAAUUUAUGAAAAAUGCAACAAAAUGCACUUUUUGCUCAGCAUUUUCGUGUGGUUAGUUUUAUUUCUGUGCUUGUUUGAAUUUAGGGGUUUUAUGGUGGAGGUUUUGAACGUGAGUUUGUUUUUCAUCUACUGGGAGAGUCAGAAUUGAUUAAAUGUACACUCCAAAUAAUAAAAUGAAUCUGGUGAUUUUAUUGUUCCCUGCACUGUACUCUUAUUUCAUGAAUGGAAAGAAGCGCUGAAGAUAUAUUUAAAAAAUAUUAUAAACUGAGUAAAUGGAAAA